AUGCCACAACCGCCAUUCGAGACGCUACCCCUAGAGCUCCGCCAAAAAAUUCUCGGCUACUGCCUCAUCACCCCCAGCCUCGAAGAGCGCUUCCGCACCGCCGAAGCACUCCUCUACACGUCCAAGCAGAUGUGCGUAGACAUGGAAGCCGUGCUCUGGGCCCGCUAUGCCUACAUCAAGACCGAAAUCGGCGACCACGAAGAGACUUCAUUCGACUUGGUGCCAACGAUGCUUGAAGAUGGCAUACGGAACUACCUUACAAGAGCAUUCGCAUGGGGCGAGCUCCAGCAAAAGCUCGAGAGGAUGCAGCUCCUUGACUUGCUGGCCGAGCAGUACAAUGUCCGGGCGUUUAUAAUCGACAAGACGAGUCAUAAGUGGCUCAGCAGCGGGCGCGGGCGACACCGUGAACCAAAAGUGUCGUGGGACCCGAUCAUUAUUGAAGUUGACGGCUAUUUGCGUGGCCAUCGCAUCGAAGAGGAGCGGGUGCGAGUCUACGGUGAAUUUGGUAUGGAUGAGCUUUGGGGUGUACCGUACUCGAGCGAUUUCUUGUGA
Coniosporium apollinis CBS 100218 is the source of this 552-nucleotide messenger RNA. RefSeq lists its product as uncharacterized. The record is from RefSeq and is a predicted model, not a curated record. NCBI's taxonomy places the organism in Eukaryota, Fungi, Ascomycota, Dothideomycetes. The transcript has a single exon. The coding region runs from base 1 to 552 and encodes 183 amino acids.